UGUCUCUCUCUCUCUCUCUCAUUUCUUCUCUUUCCCGGCAUUAUAAAUUCUGGUUUUAGAAUCCAAUUCUCAAGUCUUCAAAACUCUCUCCUCCUGUGCCAUCUUCCUCUGCAACUCAAACGGAUUGAAUCACGGUGGUUGAAUCUGUCCCCACCAGCUAAUAUGGUUCGAAGAAAGCGUCAAUUACAACAUAGUGUGGAAGAACAUGGGGAAGAUUGGGAGGAUUCUGUGAGCUCCAAUUCUAAACAAGGGAAAGUUGCAAGCAGUCCAGCUGAUAAUAAAGAAGAUGAACAUAAUUCAGCUACCUGCUCUUUCUUGCCAAAAGGUGUUCAUCAAUAUAAAAUAGCUGCAAUGGCUGAAAGUGUAGCAAAUAAAAACCUUGCAAUGUUCAUUCUCUCUAACAACAUUGCAUUUGAUGUUGUCGAAGCACCAUUUUUUGUUGAUUUUGUGAGAGGAGUAGCUGAAUUUGGCAGUGGGUAUAAGCUGCCAAGUCCUUUGAUGCUCCAGAGAAAGGCUAUGCCUGAAGUUGAAUUGGAAAUUGAGGAAUAUGUUAAAAAAGUUAGACAAUCAUGGGUUGUUAAAGGCUGCACUAUAAUGCUUGGCUUGUGGAACAAGUUCAUGAGUAUAAUUGCUUAUUCUGCAGAAGGAGCUGAGUUUUUGAAAUUGCAGGAAAUUCCAAAAUCCCAGAAAUCAAAACUUGAUUUGGAAGACAUUGUUUCUUCAGUGAUUGAGGAUAUUGGGGUAGAUCAUGUUGUGCAAGUGAUCACAAAUAGUGAUAGAAUUUACAAAUCAAUUGAGAAUAAGCCUCUCAGUAGUCACUCUCAGAUCUUCCGAAUUCGAUGUGUUGCUCAUGAGAUUCAUUCUCUUCUGAAGGCUAUAUACAAUGAAGUUGGAUGGGUACAAGAGACAAUUGAUAAUGCAAGAUUCCUGGUAAAAUGUAUGUAUGAAGAUGGCAUCAUUUUAUCAAAAGUGAAGUAUCCAUGCAAGUCUAAAUUCGCCUCCAACUAUCAAAUGCUGCAGUCAAUUUUGAGUAGCAAGAAUGAACUACAAGAAGAAGCUGCAUUUCGGAAAUUUAAUCCCCAGCAAAAUAACAAGAGAGCAGCCAAGAUAACCAACAUUAUUGUAAAUGGAAACUUCUGGAGCCGAGUCCCUGAGGUACUCAAUGCCAUGGAGCCAUUAAUACGAGUACUUUGUUUAGUAGAAGAUGAUAGACCUACGUUAGGAUACUUGUACGAAGCACUGGAGAAGGCAAGAGAAAGAUUUGAGAGACAAUGUUGUAAAGACAGAACAAAGUAUGGGAAGAUAUUGACUUUGUUUCAAGAAUGGAGAAGCAAUAAAAUUAUCCAUCCAAUACAUGCAGCUGCUGCUUUUUUGAACCCUGCUUACAUGUGUAGAGACAGCUUUGAAUUUAAUGUUGAAAUGAAGACAGGCAUAGAUUUUAUGUUGUCAACCAUGGUAAUAAGUCAAGAAAAGGAAAAUUUCAUUGAAGAUAUGAUGCUCUAUAAAGCAAAGACAUCAAAGAUGUUCAAUGCAUUGGCAUACCAGUUGAUGAAAGUAUCUCAUCCUUGUGCAUGGUGGGAUACUGCUGGGGUCUAUCAUCCAGUGUUAAAGAAGUAUGCAAUACGAAUUUUGAGCCAACCAUGCAAGUGUUCAUGUGACAUAAAGCCUAGUGCAUUUGAAGUUGCACAAAGAAAUAUUAUGAACAAGGCAGUGCCUAUAACGCAAGACAAUUCUGCAUACACAAUAAUGAACGCAAAGAUUAUGGAAAAAUUUGGAUCUUCAGAAGAACAAAUCUUGACGCCAAUUGAUCUAGAUAAUUGCAAUGAGCUCCCUGAUUAUGCUGAUCCACAACAAACUUGGUGGGAUGAUCAAAUGGAGCUGAUUAGUGAAAACACUGAUGAUGAUGAUGAUGAUCAGAUGGACAGUUCUCAUUUAGAUGGCAAGCUGAAGGAUUACACGGGACGACCGUGCCAUGUGAAGGCAAGGAGAAGAUGGAGAAAGAGCAUGAUCGUGAUAUGCACCUCUAUUUAUCUCGGACUACCCAGAAAGAUAUGGAGUAAUAAUCCAGGCCUUGCCCAGCCCUUCAUUACUGAUUCCGUGAUCAAAGUUUCACAUGUCUGUUCUGCUAUGACACGGGCUCAGAGGAGAUGGACAAAGAUCCUGAGCGUGGUCAAAUGGCUCUUCAUCUAUUUGGAAGCCAGAAAGAGGUGACACGGUAUGGAUGUUAGUCAAUCAGAUCUCAACAAGUGUUUGUUGCCAAAUUUUAUCAGCUUAUUCAUAAACCAACACUGUUAAUUAAUUAAUGCAAUAUAUUUUUUUC
Messenger RNA from Manihot esculenta (cassava), 2320 nucleotides. RefSeq lists its product as uncharacterized. Bases 163 to 2211 code for a protein of 682 amino acids. The record is from RefSeq and is a predicted model, not a curated record. NCBI's taxonomy places the organism in Eukaryota, Viridiplantae, Streptophyta, Magnoliopsida, Malpighiales, Euphorbiaceae. The transcript is spliced from 4 exons.